This is a messenger RNA of Chaetomium strumarium, 356 nucleotides long. RefSeq lists its product as uncharacterized. NCBI's taxonomy places the organism in Eukaryota, Fungi, Ascomycota, Sordariomycetes, Sordariales, Chaetomiaceae. The coding region runs from base 1 to 345 and encodes 114 amino acids. The transcript is spliced from 2 exons. The record is from RefSeq and is a predicted model, not a curated record.
AUGCUCAGGCAAUUCCAACCAAUUAGAAGCCCUAUACAACACCAGCGCCAGCUGGGCGGCAAGACGCCCAGGGACUUCUUGGGCGACCCUAAGAACUCGAUCAAGAAUGUCACAAGGAGUGUCAUCGCGAAACAGAACGUCGCUCAGAUGGCAAGCACCUGGGCAUCCAAGACGGGCCGCUGCACUUCGUUCGUGGUCAAGGCCAGCAACGACCUGAGUGCCUACAAAGACAAGGGCCAGCCGGUAUACGAUUUCAAGAUCUUGUCAUUCCAUCCUCCAGAUAACGGGAGGUGGCUUGUUACCAGCUUUGGAAGGCGCCAAGUGUUUUGGAUCACGUUCAGAUAGGUUGAUACCUC